This is a messenger RNA of Schistosoma mattheei, 753 nucleotides long. The record is from the annotation of a GenBank genome assembly. Lineage: Eukaryota; Metazoa; Platyhelminthes; Trematoda; Strigeidida; Schistosomatidae.
AUGAAUGAUAGAAGAAAGAAAAAAUUAGGAAAGAUAUUAAAUAACCACAAUGAAUUGAUAGUAUGUCUUGAAUUAAAGAAAAUGUAUAUUAAACUCAUCAAAUCUGUUUACUUUCCAAUGUAUAUGUGUAUCUAUGUAUGUAUGUGUAUAUGUCUAUAUUUAAAGUAUAGUUUUGAAGAUUCAUUAACACAUCAUGCUGAUAAUGAUAAUUAUGACUAUGAAUCUGCAUUUACAGAACUCAAGUCUCUCUCUAUCUUUCUACCUAUAGAAAUUGUUUUGAAAGAAGAAAAAGAUCCAUUUUUUAAUUUUUUCCAACAGAAAUUUAAGACUGAAAAAAAAACUGUUUCAUUUGGAUUAUCAUCAAAUUUUUUAAUUGGUAAAACACGUAGACCAAGAACUGCUUUUACUAGUCAACAAUUAUUGGAAUUAGAACAACAAUUUAUAUCGAAUAAAUAUCUAUCAAGACCGAAACGAUUUGAAGUGGCUACUUCUCUUGGUUUAACUGAAACUCAGGUUAAGAUAUGGUUUCAAAACAGACGUAUGAAAUGGAAACGUUCUCAUAGACCAGGAGAUAGUGAAUCUCCAUCACCAAAUUUAACAGAAACAAAAUCUGAUGAAAUUCACUCGGAAUAUGAAAAUUACUGUAUAUCGUCGACUGUAACAGACAAGAAUGACCUGAAUAACCAAGUAGAAAUAAAUAAUAAUAAUAAUAAAGUAACAAAAUUCACUCAUCGAUGUUCAGGACCAAGAUAA